Messenger RNA from Neltuma alba, 7978 nucleotides. RefSeq names its product piezo-type mechanosensitive ion channel homolog. Gene Ontology annotation, biological process: detection of mechanical stimulus; cellular response to mechanical stimulus; regulation of membrane potential. Gene Ontology annotation, molecular function: monoatomic cation channel activity; mechanosensitive monoatomic ion channel activity. Gene Ontology annotation, cellular component: membrane. NCBI's taxonomy places the organism in Eukaryota, Viridiplantae, Streptophyta, Magnoliopsida, Fabales, Fabaceae. Bases 263 to 7549 code for a protein of 2428 amino acids. The record is from RefSeq and is a predicted model, not a curated record. The transcript is spliced from 19 exons.
UAAUACAGCAUGCAACUACUUUAUGUGCUUCUUUGGAUGGAAAGGGUUAUGUGAGUGGCUAUAGGCUCAUAGUCCUAAUCUUUGGCUAGAAAUUUAGUUUCCUUGGUUGUAAAUUCUAGUUAGCAACCUUAUACAUCUUUUCAAGGAUUAUUGCUAUUAUUAUAUGGAUACUGAUUGUUUCCUUAAAUACGCCUGUCCCCGCAGGAUAUUACGUUUCUAAUAUUUUAUUUGCAAAUUUAAUUAUCUUUUCUUCACAUGAUAAAUGUUUGAAAGUUUUUGGCAAACAGGUUCUUGCUUCCGUCAACAUUCUUCAAUUUCUUGGUGUGUCCUUAUAUUUUCCUCUUUAAUCCUUCUUUCACAUGCCAUAUUUCAUAUUGCUUGGGCCAUUGAGGGUGACCAAUGGAGCACCAGCAAUGCUCAGUGGGCGCAGCUAAUUGGAUUUAGAAGGGUGCAGUAUUGGUGGAAUUUGCCUACAGAGAAGUUUUUGGUUAUGCAGAUAUUGAUCGUCUUUGCUUCAAUAAUUGAAAUCUAUGGAAGUAGAUAUAUUUCGGAUGGAUGGAGAGAUUUUCAUCCAGGACAUUUAUGCUCUUCUGUUCUGCUGAUAGGCUCUCAUAUUAGGGGUUUCUCCUUCUUAUUGCUGCCUGGUAUACAAAUAACUGUUGGAAUAAGUCACCCAUCUUGGGCUUCUUUGCCUUAUUUUAUUUGCAGCAGUAUAGGGCUUGUUGAUUGUUCUUUGACAAGCAAUUUCUCGGGCCUCUUUCGGGGGCGGAGGUACCUUCUGUUUUAUGCUGGUUUGAAUAUCAUCCUUCUUUACAUAUAUCAACUUCCCGUCGAGUUCCCAGAGAUAUUGAGGAGGAUUUUUGAUCUCUUUGGACUCUAUAAAGUUUCUGCUAAAUUGGAAUGGACCCGAGUUUGCUCUGGUCUUUCGCUUCUACUCUUCUACAUCAUGCUUUCCUGGAGUAGAAGCGAUUUAAUUGACAUGGAUUUCGAUACAUCAACAAGAGAAAGCAACUUGACUGAGCCACUUCUUUUCCAAAAGUAUCCUGUUUUUGGUCAUGAAUCCCGAUUUGGUUUGAGGCAUGCUGGUAUUUCAUCGAGAGGAGCUGCUUUUAGGUCAUUUAGUAUUAACUUCUUAACUUACGGUUUUCCGAUUUCCAUGCUUGCACUGACAUUUUGGAGUCUCUACUUUACAAGUGUUUGUGCAUUUGGAUUGCUUGCUUAUGUGGGCUAUAUCUUGUAUGCCUUCCCUUCCAUGUUUCGCUUGCAUCAGUUAAAUGGAAUGCUUCUUGUUUUCAUUCUCUUGUGGGCUGCUUGCACAUAUGUCUUCAAUGUGGCAUUCAAUAACAAUUUAUGGAAGGAUAUGGAGAUUUGGGAAACCAUAGGCCUGUGGCAUCACCCUAUGCCAGGAUUGUAUCUGCUUGCUCAAUUUGGUCUUGGUGUUCUUAUUGCAAUCUGUAAUCUUGUGAACAAUUCAGUAUUAUUGUCUGUAAUUGAUGAAGAAGAGCAGUCAACAACUGAUGAAUCUUUUGCCCAAGGGCAAGAAAAGACUACAGUGUUGGUUGUGGCUAUAAUAGCAUGGGGACUACGCAAAAGUUCACAUGUCGUUGUACUGAUAUUGAUAUUUCUUAUUGCAAUUAGACCUGGUCUCGUUCAUGCUGUAUAUAUGAUAUUCUUUUUGGUUUUUCUUUUAAGCCAUGCAAUCAAUUGGAAACUACGUCAAGCUAUGAUUCUUCUGUGUGAGACACACUUUGCGAUUCAGUACAUCCUGCGACUUGAUCUGAUUUCUAAAACUUUGGAGCAUAGAGGAUCAAUGUCUAUGCAAAUACUUUCACAAUUAGGCUUGCUUAAUCAUGAUAAUUCAGCAGACCUUCUCAAAAUAUCUUUUCUUGCCUGCUUCUGUGCUAUUCACAACCAUGGGCUUCAGGCACUUAUUUCAUUUGCGGCAACUGUGCGACAUGCAUCUUGCCCUCCGUUUGGGUUUCACAUCUUUCGAGCUGGCUUGCUCACAUCAAUUUUUAUGUCAUUUGAUAGUCCAGCAUGCAGUGAGAAUCAAGGAACUAGUGAGAAGAAGAUGAUAUCAUAUUUGAACACAAUAAGACGGAGUUUCCUAUCUAUAUAUCAGUUAUGCGGAAAGUACAUAGCCUUCCUGACCAUUCUUCUCAGUGUGUACCUUGUCACGCCAAACUAUGCUUCAUUUGGAUACUUGUUCUUUCUUCUACUGUGGAUUAGUGGAAGACAACUUGUGGGGCAAACAAGAAGGUGCCUUUGGUUUCCUAUGAAAGUUUAUGCACUCAUGGUGUUUGUUUCCGUUUACAGCAUUGGUGUCCUUUCCAGCUCAGAAAUGUGGCUAUCCAGGACUCUUGAUCUUCAAACUAUGUUUGGAUAUAACCCAGAAGCUUCGUUGUUGAAAAAUAUCCGGAAAUCCUUGGCUGUAUUGGUAGUGAUGCAAUUAUAUAGCUAUGAAAGGAGGAAGAGCAGAAGUUUGGGGUCAAUUAACUGUAGUGUACCAGGAACUGGACCUUUUGCAUUUACUAGACGUCUUCUGGUUUGGCAUAUUGAGAAAAUAUUAUCUCUUUCUUUGUUUUAUGCAUCAUUGUCACCUAUAAGUGCAUUUGGUUUUCUGUAUCUGCUUGGUUUGAUCAUGUGUUCAAGAUUACCAAAGUCUUCUCAGGUCCCUUCAAAAUUAUUUCUAGUUUAUUCAGGACUUCUUGUAAUGGUUGAAUAUCUUUUCCAGUUGUGGGGUGGUCAGGCUGAAAUGUUCCCAGGUCAAGAGCACUCUCAGCUGUCCCUUUUCCUAGGCUUACAGAUGUGUAAACCUGGUUUUAAAGGUUUAGAGUCAGGUUUAAGGGGAAAGGUUUUGGUUAUUGUGGCAUGCAUGCUUCAAUAUAAUGUUUUUCAUUGGCUGGAGAAGAUUCCACAUUCUUAUGAAAAUGAAGGAAAAUGGGACGACCCUUGUCCUUUGUUUUCUCCAGAAGAAGUUUAUAAAGAAAGCACUGUCUGCACUACUACUACAGAAAGGAAACAUUCAGAAGAUGCCACCUCACCAUCAUUCAAACGAGGGGUAAGAAGUAUUUCAUGUCCAGCAUUGAACUCUAUGUUAACCCAAGGUCCAGAAUCUGGGUUGGAAAGAGAUAGUGCAAAUAAGUGCCGGCAUCUUCGUUUUUGGGAGAGUUCCAAGGAUAGCUCUAAGUGGAGUAGAAAGCAUAUUCAUUUUUUGAGAAAAGAGAGGUUGGAAAUGCAGAAGACUACUUUAAAGGUAUCUUUGAAGUUUUGGAUAGAGAAUAUGUUCAACCUCUUCGGUCUUGAAAUCAACAUGAUAGCUUUGCUCUUGGCUAGCUUUGCUGUUUUGAAUGUCAUUUCCUUGCUCUAUAUAGCAUUACUUGCUGCUUGUGCUAUUCUGCAUCGGCAAGUCAUUCAAAAAGCAUGGCCAGUUUUUGUUUUUCUGUUUGCUUCCAUUAUCACUGUUGAGUACUUGGCCAUCUGGAUGCACCUCUCUUUUGCAGAUCAACAUAUUGAGGCACAGGUGUCAUGCCGUGACUGUUGGAGAUUAUCAGAUACAUAUUUCAGCUACUGUAAACAGUGUUGGCUAGGAAUUCUUGUUGAUGAUCCUCGUGUGCUUUUUAGCUAUUACGGAGUUUUCAUGCUUUCGUGUUUUAAAUACCGUGCUGACCAGUCAUCUAGCCUCUCCAGAUCAAAAAUGUAUAAAAAAAUCCUCUCUCAGUGGAAGUCUGCUUCUGUAUUAAAUGAUCUUUCUUUUGAAACAAAAGGAUAUUGGACAUGCCUUGACCACCUGAGACUCUACUGUUACUGUCACUUGCUAGAUUUUGUUCUCUCAUUGAUCUUGAUUACAGGAACCUUUGAAUAUGACAUUUUACACUUUGGCUACCUUGGUUUUGCCCUGAUUUUCUUCCGAAAGAGGCUAAAAAUACUAAAGCAGGGAAACAACAUUUUUAGAUUCUUGCGGGUGUACAAUUUUCUCCUUAUAAUCUUCUCUCUUGCAUAUCAAUCUCCUUUUGUGGGUGAUUUUGGCGAGAAAAAAUCUGAAAGCAAAUGCAUCAAGGAAUUGGUUGGAUUUCACAAAUAUGAUUAUGGUUUUCGAAUUACAUCGAGAUCAGCAUUGGUGGAAAUUGUCAUAUUUAUGCUGGUAUCACUACAGUCAUACAUGUUCUCAUUCCAGGAGUUUGCUUAUGUUUCAAAAUAUCUUGAGAAAGAGCAGAUUGGUGUGGUACUACGGCAGCAGGAGAAGAAAGCUGCUAGGAAGACCGCGCAGUUGCAGCAGACACGUAAAGCUGAGGAGCUAAAGCGCCUCCGAAGCUUGCAGGUAGAGAAGAUGAAAUCAGAGAUGCUAAAUCUUCAGAAUCAGUUUCACAAUGUGAAGACUCAUGGCAAUUUUAGUGAUGUUUCUUUAGAAAAUGAUGGCCUAAGAAGGAGAAGAAACUUUUCUUUAGACUUAUAUAGGGAAAAUGAGUUUAGGAAGCAAGAUCCUGAUUUUAGUACUCAGACGAUAGGUCCCUUUGAGAUGAAUGAUGCUCCAUUAAGUGAAAGAGCAGGUGUAGGUUCGUUGGCACCAGGAGAUUGGAAACACUCAACAUAUUCUCCUCACGGACUUGUUGGGGUAAAUGAAAGAACUUGUAGCGACUAUUUUUUGGAUUCAGAAAUAAUGAAUCACUCGAAACUUCCGACGGGGCAAAAUGCAAUGGUUUCAACAAUACAUCUCAUAGGGAAAGGAGUAUCUCAAGUAAAGUUUCUCGGAAAUAUGGUAGUGGGCAAUUUAAUGAACUUUCUGAAGAUAGAAAAUGAAGAAUUAGAGUCAACUAAGGAUUCUUCUGAGGAUGAAGUAUACUAUGAGGUUGAAAAUCAGAAUACCGGAGGUGAACAUUUGGAGCCUACAUUUUCUGCACACACUAUUAAUGAGGAAAGCGUGCCUGAUUCUGCUUUCUUCCAAAUUGGUAUCAUCUUCUGUUACAUGUGGUCCAGAAUGCAAUCAAAUAACGAUGUUGUUUGUUAUUGCUGCUUUAUUCUGAUAUACCUAUGGAGCUUCAGUUUGAUCUCUGUGGCUUACCUAGCAGCUCUGUUCUUAUAUGCUCUCUGUCAAAAUACAGGUCCCAGUUAUAUAUUUUGGAUUAUUGUGCUAAUUUACACUGAGAUGUGCAUUUUGCUUCAGUAUUUAUAUCAAAGCAUCAUCCAACACUGUGGGUUGGUCUUGCAUGUGGGCUUCCUUGAAGAAUUAGGAUUUCCUGCGAACAAAAUAACAUCAUCCUUUGUAACCAGCAACUUGCCAUUUUUUCUGAUAUACGUGUUCACUCUGUUGCAAAUCUCUAUAACGGUGAAGGAUGGUGGUGGGGCAAAUGCUGCAGAAAUCAGAUGGGACAAGAAAAGAAAUCAACACCACGUAGAGCAAGUUAAGAGCACUGCCUGCAAAGCGAGAUUGCAAGGACUAUCUUCACCGCUGAGAAAUGUUCUACAAAUGCUUUACAGAAGCAUCUGCCGCUACUGGAAAUCAUUAACAUGGGGCGCAGAGACUCCACCAUAUUACGUGCAGCUUUCUUUUGAAGUCAACUCGUGGCCUGAGGGGGGCAUUCAACCAGAGAGAAUUGAAUCAAGAGUAAAUAAAGUCCUCAAGAUAUUGCAUGAUAUGAGGUGCAAAGAGAACCUGUGUGGUUUGCAAGUAGAAAGCAGGGUUCGUGUUCAGAGCAUUCAAAAAAGUGAAGAGAAUGAAAAUUUGUGUCUUGCAGUUUUUGAGGUGUUAUACGCCUCCCCUUCAAUUGAAUUUACUAGAGAAGAGUGGUACAGCUCAUUAACUCCGGCAGCAGAUGUAGCCAAUGAGAUUCAAGAAGCCCGGAGUACUGGUAUAUUUGAAGAGAUUGGGUUUCCGUACCAAGUACUUUCUGUCAUUGGCGGUGGCAAAAAGGAAAUUGAUCUGUACGCUUAUGUGUUUUGUGCUGAUUUGGCUGUUUUCUUCUUGAUAGCUAUUUUCUAUCAGUCAGUUAUAAAAGCUAACGGUGAAUUUCUUGAAGUCUAUCAGCUUGAAGAUCAAUUCCCUGAAGACUUUGUUUUCGUCCUGAUGGUUGUCUUUUUCCUGAUUGUGCUUCAUCGCAUCAUAUACCUCUGCUCCUUUGCAGCAGGAAAAGUUAUAUUUUAUUUAUUUAACGUUGUUCUCUUCACAUACUCAGUCACAAAAUAUGCCUGGGACAUGGAUCCUUUGCACAGACGUUCUGGAAGACUAGAACUUCGUGUUAUUUAUCUCACAAAAGCAAUUUCUCUAGCUUUGCAAGCUAUGCAAAUUCAAUUUGGGAUUCCACAGAAAAGCACUUUAUACAGGCAGUUUUUGACUAGUAAUGUUUCACGGUUUAAUUUUUUGGGUUUUCGACUGUAUCGUGCUCUGCCAUUCCUUUAUGAAUUGAGAUGUGUUCUAGAUUGGUCUUGCACAACAACAUCUUUGACUAUGUAUGACUGGCUGAAGCUUGAAGAUAUUCAUGCAAGCUUGUUUCUCGUCAAAUGCGAUGUGGAUUUGAAUAGAGCUAACCAUCACCAAGGACAAAAGCAAACCAAAAUGACAAAGAUCUGCAACGGGAUAUGUUUAUUUUUUGUGCUGCUGGGUGUCAUAUGGACUCCCAUGCUGAUGUACAGUAGUGGUAACCCAACAAACAUUGCAAACCCCAUCAAAGAUGCCAGUGCUAGGGUUGACAUAAAGACCAUAAGUGGAAGGUUGACAUUUUUUGAGACAACAUUGUGCGAGAUGAUAUCUUGGGAAAAGCUUCAUGUGCGUAGAAGGUUGGAUCCUCAUCGUUAUCUUAGCACAUACAAUGAGAAAGACAUUCAAUUAGUUUGCUGCCAAUCAGAUGCCAGCACGCUCUGGCUUGUUCCACCUGUUGUGCAGACCAGGUUUAUGAAGACCCUUGGUUGGAACAUGGGGAUUACUUUCUCCUGGCAAUUUACCAGGGAUAGGCCAAAGGGGAAGGAAGUAGUAAAAUACGAGUUAACCGUACAGGACGAGGAUCUACCUAAAUCCUCUGAAGUGAUGGAAGUUCUCAAUGGUACUUCUGAUAGCUUUAAAGUGUUUAAUGUCUACCCAAGAUACUUUCGGGUUACAGGAUCUGGUGAUGUGCGGCUCCUUGAGCAGUUGGUGGAUCUCUUUAGUGGAAAUCUUGUUCUCAAUCGCGGGAAUCCAGAGUGGUGGUCUUUUUAUGAUAUUAAUGCUUCAGAUGCACAUGGAUGUGGAAAGGAUGCUGGACCAAUGGCUAUAAUCGUAUCCGAGGAAACUCCUCAGGGUAUUAUCGGUGAAACUCUCAGCAAGUUCAGCAUUUGGGGACUUUACAUCACCUUCGUGCUUGCGGUUGGGCGUUUUAUCAGAUUGCAGUGUGCCGACCUGCGAAUGAGAAUUCCUUUUGAGAACCUUCCUUGUUGCGAAAGAUUGUUGGCAAUAUGUGAAGAUAUUUAUGCUGCCCGAGCAGCUGGUGAGCUUGAAGUGGAGGAGAAUCUGUAUUGGACGCUUGUUAAAAUCUACCGCUCGCCACACAUGCUGCUCGAAUACACUCAGCCCGACUAAAAUUCUCCAUACUCCUCCAGCUUCAUGUUUAACAAAUCGACGCUUAUAUUGAUUAUUGAGCAUCAUCUUGAUUUCCAUUUAAGCGUCUCUGUAAAGGCUGCUUGAAGUUGGUCACUUGAAGAAAAAGAAAAUGAAGAGAUCACACGCAAAUAACAAAUUUCAAGCUGAUUUAUCAUGGCGAUAACCUACCGCCCCGCACAUAAAUUGUAUUCAUCUAAGAUUAAUAGAUUUGACUGAUCCUAUUGUUCAUUAUGUUGUUAGUAUUAGUAACAGAGGCCAUGCAUGCGGUGGAUUUCAAACAACUGAAUUGCAGAAUUGAUACUGGGAAAGGGUUUUGUUCGAAUUACAUUGUGAGAUUUAUCACUAUAAUAAACUAAAUUUUUUAUUUGAUAUAGAUUAUAACCAAUUUUUAUCUGUUUAUGACGUUCA